Molecule: messenger RNA, 6231 nt
Organism: Piliocolobus tephrosceles (Ugandan red Colobus)
Lineage: Eukaryota; Metazoa; Chordata; Mammalia; Primates; Cercopithecidae
Gene: TBC1D4
Product: TBC1 domain family member 4
Exons: 19
Coding region: 411-4118 (1235 amino acids)
Source: RefSeq, a predicted model, not a curated record
GUGCCUGCCCGAGGCGAGCGCGGAGGCUGCAGCGGGGCUGCAGCGCUGGAGUCGGCGGCCGUGGGGACCCUCGGCGUGGUCCUCUGACCCUGCAAACUCGCGACGGAGGAAGGGGAGGUCCUGCCCGAGGCGCCAGCCCAAGGAGGAUGCCCAUUUAACCCACCCUCGCCUGUCCCUCCGGCUGCCGGGCGCUUGCCUCUGUGCCCGCCGCCAGAGCCUCUGAGCCGCGCCCGUGGAAGUGCUGCAUGGGGCAGGGCUGCUGAAGCGCGGAGUUCGGGGUCGCGCCGCUCCCAAGCGGGCGCGGGGGCCUGGUGCGGCAGUUGGCACAGUUUCGGCGGCGCCUUCUGCGCGGGAGUGGGGGGCGCGGUGCGCCCGGCCGGCCUCCGCGGUGCCUUGGUGAGGCGAGAGUUAUGGAGCCGCCCAGCUGCAUUCAGGAUGAGCCGUUCCCGCACCCCCUGGAGCCCGAGUCGGGCGUCUCAGCUCAGCCCGGCUCCGGGAAGCCGGGCGACAAGCGGUUCCGGUUGUGGUACGUAGGGGGGUCGUGCCUGGACCGCAGGACCACGCUGCCCAUGCUGCCCUGGCUCAUGGCCGAGAUCCGCAGGCGCAGCCAGAAGCCUGAGGCUGGCGGCUGCGGGGCGCCGGCGGCCCGCGAGGUGAUCCUGGUGCUCAGCGCGCCCUUCCUGCGUUGCGUCCCCGCGCCGGGCGCCGGGGCCUCGGGGGGCACCAGUCCGUCGGCAGCGCAUCCCAAUCCGGCCGUGUUCAUCUUCGAGCACAAGGCGCAGCACAUCUCGCGCUUCAUCCACAACAGCCACGACCUCACCUACUUUGCCUACCUGAUCAAGGCGCAGCCCGACGACCCCGAGUCGCAGAUGGCGUGCCACGUUUUCCGCGCCACAGACCCCAACCAGGUUCCUGAUGUUAUUAGCAGCAUAAGGCAAUUAUCUAAAGCCGCCAUGAAAGAGGAUGCCAAACCCAGCAAAGAUAAUGAGGACGCCUUUUACAACUCUCAGAAGUUCGAAGUCUUGUACUGUGGAAAGGUGACCGUGACCCACAAGAAGGCCCCCUCAAGCCUCAUCGAUGACUGCAUGGAGAAGUUCAGCCUGCAUGAACAGCAGCGCCGGAAGAUCCAAGGCGAGCAGCGCGGUGUGGACCCGGGAGAGGACCUGGCUGACUUGGAGGUGGUGGUGCCCGGGUCCCCCGGAGACUGCCUGCCGGAGGAGGCGGACGGCACCGACACCCACUCUGGCUUACCUACCGUGGCCAGCCAGCCUGCCCUGACCAGCUCUCGGGUCUGCUUCCCUGAGCGGAUUUUGGAAGAUUCUGGCUUUGAUGAGCAGCAGGAGUUUCGCUCUCGGUGCAGCAGUGUCACCGGAGUGCAAAGGAGAGUUCACGAGGGCAGCCAGAAAUCCCAGCCACGACGGAGACACGCGAGCGCGCCUAGUCACGUCCAGCCCUCGGACUCGGAGAAGAACAGGACCAUGCUCUUCCAGGUUGGGCGAUUUGAGAUUAACCUUAUCAGUCCAGAUACUAAAUCAGUUGUGCUAGAAAAGAAUUUUAAAGAUAUCUCCUCUUGUUCUCAGGGUAUAAAGCAUGUGGAUCACUUUGGCUUUAUCUGCCGGGAGUCUCCAGAGCCUGGACUUAGCCAGUAUAUUUGUUACGUGUUCCAGUGUGCCAGCGAAUCUCUGGUUGAUGAGGUAAUGCUGACUCUGAAACAGGCCUUCAGUACAGCGGCUGCCCUGCAGAGUGCCAAGACGCAGAUUAAACUGUGUGAGGCCUGCCCGAUGCACUCUUUGCAUAAGCUCUGUGAAAGGAUCGAAGGUCUCUACCCGCCAAGAGCCAAGCUGGUAAUACAGAGGCAUCUCUCGUCACUGACAGAUAAUGAACAAGCUGACAUCUUUGAAAGAGUUCAGAAAAUGAAGCCAGCCAGUGACCAGGAAGAAAAUGAACUUGUGAUUUUACACCUGAGGCAGAUGUGUGAGGCCAAGCAGAAGACACACGUGCACAUUGGGGAAGGCCCUUCGACUAUUUCAAAUAAUACAAUCCCAGAAAAUGCAACAAGCAGUGGAAGGUUCAAACUUGACAUUCUGAAAAAUAAAGCUAAGAGAUCCUUAACUAGCUCCCUGGAAAAUAUCUUCUCAAGGGGAGCUAACAGAAUGAGAGGUCGGCUUGGAAGUGUGGACAGUUUUGAACGGUCCAACAGUCUUGCUUCAGAGAAGGACUACUCACCAGGGGACUCUCCACCAGGGACACCGCCAGCGUCCCCACUGUCCUCAGCUUGGCAAACGUUUCCCGAAGAGGAUUCUGACUCCCCGCAGUUUAGAAGACGGGCACACACGUUCAGCCACCCACCUUCAAGCACAAAAAGAAAGCUGAAUUUGCAGGAUGGGAGGGCUCAGGGUGUGCGUUCCCCUCUGCUGAGGCAGAGCUCCAGCGAACAGUGCAGUGAUGGAGAAGGGAGGAAAAGGACCUCGUCUACCUGCAGCAAUGAGUCCCUAAGUGUGGGAGGAACCUCUGUCACUCCUCGCCGGAUCUCCUGGCGGCAGCGCAUUUUCCUCAGGGUUGCUUCUCCCAUGAACAAAUCACCCUCAGCAAUGCAGCAGCAAGAUGGAUUGGACAGGACCGAGCUGCUGCCACUGUCCCCCCUCUCUCCAACCAUGGAGGAGGAACCGCUGGUUAUAUUUCUGUCUGGGGAGGAUGACCCAGAAAAGAUUGAAGAAAGAAAGAAAUCAAAAGAACUGAGGAGCUUGUGGAGAAAAGCUAUACACCAACAAAUCUUGUUGCUUCGAAUGGAAAAAGAAAACCAGAAACUUGAAGCAAGCAGAGAUGAACUCCAGUCCAGAAAAGUUAAAUUAGACUAUGAAGAAGUUGGUGCAUGUCAGAAAGAGGUCUUAAUGACCUGGGAUAAGAAGUUGUUAAACUGCAGAGCUAAAAUCAGAUGUGAUAUGGAAGAUAUUCACACUCUUCUUAAAGAAGGAGUUCCCAAAAGUCGACGAGGAGAAAUUUGGCAGUUCCUGGCUUUACAGUACCGCCUCAGACACAGAUUGCCUAAUAAACAACAGCCUCCUGACAUAUCCUAUAAGGAACUUUUGAAGCAGCUCACUGCUCAGCAGCAUGCGAUUCUUGUGGAUUUAGGAAGGACGUUUCCUACUCACCCUUACUUUUCAGUACAGCUUGGGCCAGGGCAGCUGUCACUGUUUAACCUCCUGAAAGCCUAUUCUUUGCUGGACAAAGAAGUGGGAUACUGUCAGGGAAUUAGUUUUGUGGCUGGAGUCCUGCUUCUGCACAUGAGUGAAGAACAAGCCUUUGAAAUGCUGAAAUUCCUCAUGUAUGACCUUGGCUUCCGCAAGCAGUACAGACCUGACAUGAUGUCGCUGCAGAUUCAAAUGUACCAGCUGUCCAGGCUCCUUCAUGACUAUCACAGAGAUCUCUACAAUCACCUUGAAGAAAAUGAAAUCAGCCCCAGUCUUUAUGCUGCCCCCUGGUUCCUCACAUUGUUUGCCUCUCAAUUUUCAUUAGGAUUUGUAGCCAGAGUUUUUGAUAUUAUUUUUCUUCAGGGAACUGAAGUUAUAUUUAAGGUUGCACUCAGCCUACUGAGCAGCCAAGAGACACUUAUAAUGGAAUGCGAGAGCUUUGAAAAUAUUGUUGAGUUUCUUAAAAGCACGCUACCUGAUAUGAAUACCUCUGAAAUGGAAAAAAUUAUUACCCAGGUUUUUGAGAUGGAUAUUUCUAAGCAGUUGCAUGCCUAUGAGGUGGAAUAUCAUGUGCUACAGGAUGAGCUUCAGGAAUCUUCAUAUGCCUGUGAGGAUAGUGAACCUUUGGAGAAGCUGGAGAGGGCCAAUAGCCAACUGAAAAGACAAAACAUGGACCUCCUAGAAAAAUUACAGGUAGCUCAUGCUAAAAUCCAGGCCUUGGAAUCAAACCUAGAAAAUAUUUUGACAAGAGAGACCAAAAUGAAGUCUUUAAUCCGGACCCUGGAACAAGAAAAAAUGGCUUAUCAAAAGACAGUGGAGCAAAUCCGGAAGCUGCUGCCCGUGGAUGCUCUAGCCAAUUGUGAACUGUUGCUGAGAGACCUAAGCUGCAACCCUAACAACAAAGCCAAGAUAGGAAGUAAGCCAUAAUUGAAGAGGCGUGGCCUCAGCAGGAAGUGCUCCUUAGAAUACUACAGAGAGGAAGAGCCUGCAUGCCACUGGCCCAAGGCUGGACCCUGAAGCUGAUGGAACCACCUAAUACUGGUGCUGAGCCCCUAGUCACAGCAGGUGGACCUCGUGCUCAUCAGAGCGUGCCAAUCCUAAGCCAUUGGACAUAUGUAGAUUGGUUUUUGUUGUUGGUAUGUACAUAUAAAUAUAUAUAUAAAAUGAACAUAGUUCAUGCUUUCAGAUAAAAUGAGUAGAUGUGUAUUUAAUUUUUUUAGUCAGAACUUCAUGAAAUCCACACCAAAGGAAAGGUAAACUGAAAUUUCUCUUGGACAUAUGUGAAAUCUUUUUGUCUUUAUAGUGAAACAAAGCCAGAGCAUCUUUGUAUAUUGCAAUAUACUUGAAAAAAAUGAAUGUAUUUUUUUCUCCAAAGAACAGCAUGUUUCACUCAAUGGUGAAAAGGUGGAAACAUUUAUGUGACUUUAUGUGUUUCUGUCUUAGUAUCUACUGACAUUGUCUAUAUGAGGAAAGUGACUGAAUACUAGUCAUGCUCCUACGAGUUUUUUGGGAAGGUAGGGGCAUUUCUCCCUGCCUGCUUUGUGCCAACUAGCGUGUUGCAUCUACAUGCAUUGUGAAUCUGGUUAAGUAUUACUAUAAACAUACAUAAAGAGAAAGUAGGACAUUGUGGCUGAGUCUACCCAGCUCAAGGUAAAGGAGAAUGUCGCUAAUUUUUUAGCGAACUAGAUCAGCAUUAUUACUCAAACUAAAAAUAUCACACCUGAAAAAUUUAAUUUAGGACCUAAAAUGUCUAGAUUAACUUUCUGCCUUUUUAAUUUAAAUAACUCAUUCAGUUGUGAAUGAAUUCCUCUUUAUUUGGUGCCACAGUCACCAAAUGACAAAGAUUUGCCAUUUUCCCACCAAAUUGUGAGUGCUCAUAAUUUAGGUCUCUCUACCUUAAAUUUAGUAUAAGGAAAUGUAAUUAUGAUUGGUUUUUUUCCAAAGAUGACAAGCUGUGUUGAAAUACAUUUUUUUCUUUUGACCAAUUGACAGACUCUAAUAAGCUUUAAUAAUCUUCCCCUUUUAUGUGAAAAGUUUUGAGAACUGUAAAAUGUUUAGGAACAAACUGUUAAAAUCCAUCGGAAGGGAAAAGUGGUACCAGUGGUACCAGCUCAACUGAAACCUGCAGUUCUGCAUUUCAACUCUUCACUUCCUCAGUCUACAAAUAGCUUAUUAGAGGACAUUCACGCAUGCUGGGUAUAGGCAAGGAAAGUAAUUUUCAAAGUACAUUUGCAAUUCUCUUUUUCAGAGAUGAUUCUAGGAUAGUGCCUCUGAAAGUUGAUGCAGCAUUUUUGCCUUUCCAAAAGGUAUUUAUCGUCACUGCUUUUUGCAGUACUUGUAUUUUCACAGAUGGAUUAUCUGGGGUAAUUUUCUUCAAAGGGAGUUUGUUAUACACAGUGAAAAUUUAUUAUAGAGUAGAAUAGUAAAGCUCUAGAGGUUUCAGAAAGCUUUGAUGAACAGGUGACGAACAUCCGAAACCCCCUGUACACUGUUACCCAGUGUGAAUAUAAUAACUUGUUAUAGGUCAGUGUGCCCUUGAAUCCAAACAGUUUCUUAAAAGACAAUAAAAUCUUAUUACUAAAGUUAAUGUAACUUCUAAGUUCUAGAAAUGGUGAUUCUGUCUACCCCAUUCAAUUGGGGGCUACUAAUUGAUUUGUUGCUUGGUUUUCUUGAGAAUUUCUCUAUUUGUAGGAGGGGUUUUUUCUUUUUACUGUCUGUUGAUGGAAAAUUACUUUGUGGGUGUGAUGCACAGAUGGUAGCCAAGGAAUCUGUUGGGAAAGUUUGGAAAGAAACCUUUUCUUUCUGUUAUUCAGUUUAAAGUAAUCUUUAUCCUGGAUGUUUACAAUCAACAUUAAGAGUUAUAUUACAGUGUUCAGAGAUUAAGCUGACUUGGAUACAAUAUUUUCUUUUGAAAAUGAAUUUUCUUUUUCAUUUGUGAUUUUUUAAAAAUGUUGCACCAGUUAUGCUUCAUGCAUUGUUACAUCUCAUCAGGUUAAUGUAAUGUCUAGUUCCUUUGCAAUAAAUAUAUUACUGCAGCUUU